AAAGGACAAAUAGAGGCUUGACAAUUCAGCUGUGUAUGCUCUGUGACUUCUAUCGUCUCUGCCAAGUGCUAACAGACACUGCCACUCCUCUUGUUUCUGCAACUCUUCAAGCAAAACAAAACAGCAAAAAGUGAUAGGGUUAACUUAACUUAAACGGCUGCCCUCUGUUUCAGCUCAACCCAAGACUUUUUGUUUUUUAAGAUGACUGAUAGUGAGAUGGUUGGCGUGAAAGAAGAAAAGGGAAGAGAGGAUAUGGAUGAGGAGGUGAAUAUGAACCAUGAAGACCAUCAACUUGAAGCCAAAGACCCACCUUCUUCUGAACGAGAAAAUGGAGACUCUACUAAGAAUGUUGAGGAUGGUGAUGUUAAUAAUGUUGGACCCACUGAGGAUAACCCUGGUUCUGUUGGUGACCAAACCCAUGCAGAUGCCCUACCUUGCGACAAUGUGGAUGGAUUACACGGAAAAUAUGUUCUUGCCAAAACGGAGUCUGUGGGUAACAAUGACAAGGUUGAUGAAUCAGUUGUUGAUAAUAAAGAUUUUGUUGAACCUGCUGCUGCUGCUAAGGCAGAGAAUGAUGCUGCAGCUGUUGAUGAAACUACUAAUAAACUUUCUUAUAGCAAAGAUGAUGGAGGUCGUGAGCCUUCCUUAAAUCGGCUAAAUUGUGUUGCAUCUGAUGAAAGGUCUUCGGAGAUGAAAGCUGAAAAUGAUGAAAAAGACCUGGAAUUGAAUGGAGUGGUUGAAAUGGAGUUGUCUUCUAAAGUUAAAGUUAACGAGUCAAAUCCUCAUGUGGAUGUUGGGUGUGAAGUUGGUAUGAAAAGCUUGAACCUUUCCUUUCUUUAUGAACCUCCUGUUGCCGAGGGUGAUGAAUCAGGAACAGAGGAGGACCAAGCAGCAUUUGUGAAGGAGGUAGAAAGUUUUUAUAAAGACAGAAGCCUAGAGUUUAAGCACCCGAAGUUCUACAAAGAGGACCUGAACUUGCUCAAGUUAUGGAGAGCUGUGGUCAAACUUGGUGGCUAUGAAGAGGUCACUUCAUGCAAGUUGUGGAGGCAAGUGGGAGAAUCAUUUAAUCCCCCAAAGACAUGCACCACUGUCUCCUGGACAUUUCGAAUUUUUUACGAGAAGGCUCUACUCGAAUAUGAGAAGCACAGAUUGCAAGAUGGUGAGCAUUCUUACCGUGGUGUUUCCCUUACUGAGCCCUGUAGGAUUGAAAGUCAGGCUGUUAGCUGUCAGGCUUUAGGAUCAGGCAGGGCUCUGAGGGAUGCCGCAGCUCGUGCUAUGCAAGGUUGGCAUUCUAAGCGCCUACUUGGUAGUGGUGAGGUUUGUCAACCAAUCAUCAAGGAAAAGAACUCAAGUUCAACACCAAAGAGUGAUAGAGAGAUUAAAAAUAUAGGUAUGCUGAAGCGUAAAAGGCUGUCUAGUGUUGAGCAUACUGUUCAGGCUUCUGCUAUGAAAGGAGCAAAUUUACAAUCAGAUACAAUGGUAAUUGAUAUUGGACCUCCUGCUGAUUGGGUGAAGAUUAAUGUGCAAAGAACUAGUGAUUGCUUUGAAGUAUAUGCUUUAGUUCCAGGGCUUCUAAGGGAGGAGGUGCAUGUUCAGUCUGAUCCAGCAGGACGCUUGGUUAUAUCUGGUCAGCCAGAGCAACUGGAUAAUCCAUGGGGUGUGACACCCUUUAAAAAGGUUGUUAGCUUACCGUCCAGAAUUGAUCCACAUCAAACAUCUGCAGUGGUGACUCUGCAUGGCCAGUUGUUUGUGCGUGUUCCAUUUGAGCAGUCAGAUCUGUAGAUUGUGGAAAUUGUUGCCCUUUCCCCCACAUUCAGGGAUUUUUCCUUCAGCUUGCCCUCAAGAAGAUGAAAAAAGACUAACAUCAUAUUGUCAAGUUGGAUUUUGCGAUGUAAGAAUACUUAACUAGUCCACAAUGGCAGUUGAAGGUCAAGCUAAUUUUAUGCCUCUAGUUAUGUUUAUAGUUUAGUAUCAUAGUUAAAUAGGUUUGGAAGAUUAUGGUUUCCUUUUUCUGUUGAGAGAGUUAAAUAUGUAUAACAAUGUAUCUUUUACCUUUUGGGAGUUAGCCAAUGUCUAUUUUACUGCAUAUUUUUUCUUUCUAUUGCAUUUACGCUUCUGUAUGCCAGAAUUUAGAACACACUCGUCUCUAAUUAUACAAAUUCCUUCUUUCUAA
Molecule: messenger RNA, 2173 nt
Organism: Mangifera indica (mango)
Lineage: Eukaryota; Viridiplantae; Streptophyta; Magnoliopsida; Sapindales; Anacardiaceae
Product: AT-rich interactive domain-containing protein 5-like
Exons: 13
Coding region: 202-1782 (526 amino acids)
Biological process (GO): regulation of transcription by RNA polymerase II
Cellular component (GO): nucleus
Molecular function (GO): DNA binding
Source: RefSeq, a predicted model, not a curated record